Messenger RNA from Rodentolepis nana, 942 nucleotides. The record is from the annotation of a GenBank genome assembly. NCBI's taxonomy places the organism in Eukaryota, Metazoa, Platyhelminthes, Cestoda, Cyclophyllidea, Hymenolepididae.
GACGCUUUUUCCAGGAAUACGGAGAAGAGAUUUAUGCGAAUUCUGUACGAAUAUGUAGACAGCUCAUUGGAAGACAAACGAUUUCUCAUAGUCAACUGUGAAAAUGUCUUUGGGGAACGCGAUGACUCUGAUUGGAUGCUCUCAACGUUGGAAACACUGGCUGGCUUAUUAGAGGAGAUUGACCUAAACUCGACAAACUCCCGGCAUAAACUUCCGGAUGUUCCUUCAGAUUCAGGUGGUGGGAGGAAUCCAUGGACAUUUACUCCCCACAAUGCUCAGUAUAUCACCUAUCUUAUGUCUCGAUUAAUUGGUAUCAAAGCCGUUGAUGUCCGCUCUCGGAAUCUAAUUCACAAAAUCAUACUCCGGCAGUUUCGAAACGCGAGUUGCGCACAAGUGAAAGCGGCCUUGCUACGAUUCUCAAAGUAUUUCGUGCGGUUUUUAACUCCAACUGAAGUGAAGGAAUAUGUACUCCCGUUGCUAUCACUAUGCUUGAAUUCCAGAAAUUUAGAAACUCUGGCUGCAGCAAUGGAAGCGCUUCCAAAGCUUGUGGAAUAUCCAAUCUCCGCGGAAACAUAUGAAAAAUGUUUGAAAAAAGCGAUAAACGCUUUCAAAAAGAGCUCUUCAAGACCACAGAUCCAAUCAGUAGCAGUUCAAUGCGUUGGUAAUAUUAUAUCUCAAUUAUCUCUCGAUGUACUGGAAAAUAUUCUCCUGCCCUUUGCUCUAGAGGCAACUGCAGAAGCUGCAAACAACGCCGGAACGGUGCGUGUCUCUGGAGGAGGUGGUGAGCGGAAUUCUACUCAGAGAGGCUCUGCAACAGCAGCCCAUGACGCCCCUUGGCUCAUUCCUGGUUACCUCAUCGAAUUUGACUUCUUCCUCUCUGAAGGAGAGCCAGUCAUCUCACUAUGCUGUAAGCUUAACAGUUUAAUUCAGCUCACUUCUUAA